Molecule: messenger RNA, 1212 nt
Organism: Leishmania braziliensis MHOM/BR/75/M2904
Lineage: Eukaryota; Euglenozoa; Kinetoplastea; Trypanosomatida; Trypanosomatidae
Exons: 1
Coding region: 1-1212 (403 amino acids)
Source: RefSeq, a predicted model, not a curated record
AUGGAGAAGUUCCGCCACUUUGGCGAUGCCGCCACUGGCAUUCACCCCUUCACCUUCGUGAUUGCCCCUACCUCCGCUGGUCGAAUAGCGUCCAUCUGCAUGUUUCCCAUACGUUUGCUCCUCAGCACUGUGUUUGUGCUUCUCCUGCUCGUAACAGACACUCUGCUGUGGGUUCUCCAUGCCGCCUAUCUCGGCCUGCUGGGUCGCCUCCUGCUUGCACCGCUGCAGCGAGCGUGGCUGCGUGGCCUGCUCUUCUUUAUCGGACACAUCCUUCCAGAGCAGCCAGCGGUGUUGGUAAAGCCUCAGCAAAAGAACGGCGAGGCGAGCUGCUCCUCCCGUGCAGUCCGUGCGGGUGACCUCGUGGUGUGCAACCUCCAGUCUGUGUGGGAUGCCUUGGUUCUCGAGGUGGUGCUCGCCCAGCCUUAUCACGCCAUUUGUUUCCCAGAUGCGACGACGACAGCAGAAGCGGGUGCCACCCCCGGUCUGCGCGUCUUCUGGCCUAGUCCCAUGCAGCGCUGGAAGGUGUGGGCCUACACCCGUCGCACUGGCUCCCUCGUCUUCCUCACAGCGCAGCAGCCGGGCAACGCUGAACAGCAGGCCAUCCAGAAGAAGACGGAGACGACGGAGUUGCCGCUCUACCGCGUGCAGAAGGCAGCGGCGCGUGCCGGAGUGCCGGUGUGGUGGUUCGGCGAGGGAACGUGCAGCAAUGGACGUGGCCUUCUGCUGAUGCCGACGGUAACGUGCAUGUCUGCCGCGCCCCACAAAGCAUCCGCAGAGUGUGUGGUGCACCUUGCCACGAUUCAGUACGACUCUCCUGCCCUGCAGAACGUGCUUGGCGACGAUAGUGAGGGCUUCUUCGAGGCGCUCUUCCGCACUGGAGUGCUUCUCUACGGAAGCACGACAUCGGCGUGGGCAAGCCCCUUCCUCACUUCCGCUGAAGUGACGUACCGCAGCGCGCGCCUUGCGCGCGCCACACCGUCAAUGGCGGCGGAGAGUAAAUCCACCGCGUCGGUGUGCUACUGGACGCUGUCCACACCGGCGCUUCUGGAGCUGCGCAACGUCAUGUGCCAGCGAGGGCAGACGCUCCUUGUGAGCGGCAGCGGUGGCGGCAUGCGCCGCCAGCCGCUGUCGGUUGGCAUGAACGAAAAAAAGGGCUUCAUCGAAGCGUACAGGGCGAUGCUGUACAGUGAGAAGAUGAGGUCGUCUGCAUGA